Molecule: messenger RNA, 2526 nt
Organism: Polistes dominula (European paper wasp)
Lineage: Eukaryota; Metazoa; Arthropoda; Insecta; Hymenoptera; Vespidae
Biological process (GO): positive regulation of apoptotic process; apoptotic process
Cellular component (GO): cytoplasm
Source: RefSeq, a predicted model, not a curated record
AUCUUUGUACUGUAUAAUCGUUGCGGACCAUACGUGUUUAUGGGUUUCUUGGUGGUUGACAGCUGUCAAUUGUGCAUAGGUUGGUAGUGAGUCACAGCAUUGGCAUUGGAUUUGACGAAGAUAACACAGUGCGACAGGUGAUUAAAUAGAAAAUAAUCUAAGCAACCACUUGCUUUUUGGCAUCCAACUUUUUUGCUGAUCAGCAGCAAGUAUAGCACAACAUCACCUACCCUUUGUACAGAUGUCCAGGUAUUUUUUCGACGUCACAGGGAUGGCAUCAAGCUCAGUUAGUCAGGAGGAUUUCGAUAAUGAUUUUGAAUUAACAUCAAGAAGAUCUAGAAUCCGAACUGCUAGAGCUCGAGUUGGACCACCUAGAACAGGAGAUACAGCUACUAUAACUUUUCAAAAAAGUGCACCAGAUUCGGAAGAAUCACAAGGUAUAUGCGAUUCCAGUUCAAAUAAUGUACUUCCACCAGAACACGAUAGUCAACAAAAUAAGCCCAUUAUGAGGAAACAGGACAAGCGUGUGACUGGCCGUGUCUUUAGUGUCGUAUCCUGUUUGCAUAGGCCAACGCAUAUAAACAAGGGAAAGCAGCAACGUGAUCGGCGGAAACUCAGAGAAAAAAGACGAAGUACUGGAGUUGUGCAUUUACCAUCGACAGAGAGUACAGGAGGAAGUACAGGAGAAGAUGAAGAAGAACUCAGUGGUACUUGUCUUGAAACAAAAAAUAAUACACAUCAUAAUGAGUUCCUUGAUCAUGAACUCAUUGAAGAACGGACUGUUAAAAUGUAUACGCAAAGGCGAAAUAAAAGUCAUUCAGAUUUAGAAGCAGACGAUGAAGAGUUUGACUCUUUAAACCAGUCAGACAGUGUCAACCAAUCUGACCACACAAAUCACGAGCCACAAACUUCAUUAAAUAUAACAAAUAGACGAUUACCCACACCUACGGGAGAUAAUCCACACGAACUAAUUGAACGUGCUCAAGAAGAGAACAGAAGGCUUUUAUCACUGUUGGAAGACCGUGAUCAUAAAAUAAUGGCACUAGAGGCUCGUAUUUUACAGCAACAACACGAAAUGGCAAUAGAACGAGAACGUCUUCGUGAAGAAAAUGCAGCACUGAUUCGGGCGAUGGCAGCUUUAGCAAGCAACUAAUUUUUGUUGUUGUCUGCAUGUUAAAUCCCAUUCAUUAUCUCGACCUUUCGAAUUAUUCUAGAAUUUACGCAUAAUUAAUAAACUAAAUAUAAUUCUCUCUAGUUUAUAAAGUAAUUAAAAAAAACAAAAAAAAAAACAAAAAAAAUAAUACAAAAAAACAAACAAAAACAUGAAAGAAAGAGUGACUUAAUGAUGUUAACUCUUUACAGAAGAGUGUACUUUGAAAUAUAAUUACGAAUUCUGUAUAUCGUCAGGGUAAGCCAUGAAACUAAAGAAGUAGAAAUCAGGAUAUAUUGUACAUUUUUUUUUUUGGCAGGAAACAAAAAGAAAAAAGUUACAGUUUGUUAGUUUCUCUUGUCAUAGACAUUCUCUUCUAUCUUGCUUAUAAUAUGGCAUAUAUUAUAAAUUCUAACGUAGACGUAAAGUCUUGUGCACUUUUAAUACUGUUUAUAUAUAUAUAUAUAUUUAUAUAUAUACAGUUUAUUUGAUAGAUUAUAAGAGACGAAUAUAUAUAUGUUUCUCUCCUCAUUUUGUUUAAUUACAUAUAUAGUUCCUUUAUGUAGCAAAUGUUUCAUCCUUCGUUCUUAGUUAUAGCUUUAAAAAAAGAAUUUAAACGAUGAACGCGCGGGUUCUGGCAAAAGGAACUACUAUUCUCUUAUGUAAAAGAAUGAGAGACUUUAUGAAAGGUGCUGCAAUUUUCGUUUAAUGUUAUAUACUAUUUUCUCUUUAAAAGAGUAUGUGAAAUUAAUAAUGAUUCACAUAUUUUAUGCGACUAAGAAACGUUGGUAAGUAUUAUGACGUAACGUUAAUUGUAAUGCACCAUAUGAAAUCUUUUAUACUAUAAAAGAUACCGGUUACGAUCUAUUUAGAUGUUUAUGUAAGUUUUCUACCUACGCGAAUGAACGUGAUUCAGAAUAUUUAUGGGUCGGUCGUUAAACUUUUCAAUAAAAAUUAUUAACUCUUCGGUUAAGCGUGUAAUUAUGAUUUAAUAAACAAAAAGAUAACAAAAAAAAAAUUAUUAAAGCAAGUUGUUCACACAAACACAACUUUUCUUUAUUAAUUAAACAAAAUUAAAGAAUGAUGGAACGCUUGACCGCUUGUGAUAAAGAAAAUGCUAUAUGAUAUAUAUAUAUAUCAAAAGCACUUUUCAAAAUGUCAGUUUAAAAAUUUAUGCGGAACGAUCAUCGAAUGUAUGUAUAUAUAUAUAUAAAAAAAAGAACAGCACAUAACUGACAAUUUUAUGUCGGCUACAAAGCAUUUAAAUAUAUUGUAUUAGGUAUCGGAAAGAGGAUUAAAGAAAUCGUAUUUGUUUAUAUUAAAUUACCUGAAAACAAUUUCGCGAUGUAUAUAAAAUACAGCUAUAUAUAUAUAUA